Callorhinus ursinus (northern fur seal) is the source of this 957-nucleotide messenger RNA. RefSeq names its product translocator protein 2 (gene TSPO2). The record is from RefSeq and is a predicted model, not a curated record. Gene Ontology annotation, cellular component: mitochondrial outer membrane. NCBI's taxonomy places the organism in Eukaryota, Metazoa, Chordata, Mammalia, Carnivora, Otariidae.
GAAAGACAGGCCAGAUGGGAGCCUCACUCCGCCCUUCUCCCGUCCCCCACCCUCCUCUGCUUUGCACACAGCGGGUAUCAUCGGGCACUCGGCCUGGGAGGUGUGCUGCCUGAGAUUUUGCCUCUGUGAGGGGAAUGCAGCCUCAAGGCGCCAUCUUUUUGGCCCUUCCCCACCUGGGGCCCAUCCUGCUCUGGCUGCUCACCCGUCAUCGGAUGUCUGGUUGGUACGACAACCCAAAGAAACCGCCCUGGUGCCCACCUCACAAAGUCUUGUUGGCAGGGUGGAUCACCAUCUACUUUGUCAUGGGCUAUGCCUCCUACCUGGUGUGGAAGGACCUGGGAGGGGGCUUUGGGCGGCCCCUGGCCCUGCCUCUCGGCCUCUAUGCUGUGCAGCUCGCCGUCAGCUGGGCUGUCCUGAUUUUCUUUUUCGCAGCCCACACCCAUGGUCUGGCCCUGCUGCACCUGCUACUGCUUUACGGACUGGUGGUGAGCACAGCGCUGAUCUGGCAUCCCAUCAACAAGUUGGCCGCCGUGCUCCUGCUGCCUUACCUGGCCUGGCUCACCGUGACCGCUUCCAUCGCCUACCGCCUGUGGAGGGACAGCCUCUGUCCUAACCAUCAGCCUCAGCCCAUGGGGGAGAAGAGUGACUGAGGCACCAGGGACAGGAGAGGAGGGAGGAUGGCCAGGGGAGGGGUAGAAGAGAACGCAGGCAGGGCUGUGGGGCUAUUUGGGAGAGAGGGGAGGAGGGGGACGGGGGGCCAGGGAUUGAUGAAUCCCUGAAGAUGACUCGGCCCAAUGUGGUCACUGUCCUGGUUCCCCUCGUGCCAAUUUCCAUUCGAUUUCAGAAACAGAAAAGGGAGGGAGGGGAGCUUAUUUUACCACUUAAUAUAAAUUAAUUAAUCCUGUAUUAAUAAAGUAACUUAGUAAUAUCCAUUAAUAAAAUCCUUUACUAACUUUG